Molecule: messenger RNA, 3929 nt
Organism: Epinephelus moara (kelp grouper)
Lineage: Eukaryota; Metazoa; Chordata; Actinopteri; Perciformes; Serranidae
Product: regulator of G-protein signaling 22
Exons: 24
Coding region: 114-3767 (1217 amino acids)
Biological process (GO): regulation of signal transduction
Molecular function (GO): G-protein alpha-subunit binding
Source: RefSeq, a predicted model, not a curated record
GUAAUUACACUGAGAGGUUUGUGGUCGAGUGUUCAAAUGUGACUGCCUGGCUCGACUUUCUGGACAGCUAGUUUGAUAAACCUGUACAGGCAUUUGUGUUUUUGAAGUGAACAAUGUGUGGAGUAAUUUCAACAGAGUUUUCCCAUCUAACUGCUGGCAAUUUUGAGAACUGCCUUGCCUCUGAUGAUGUUUUGGCUCACUUCUUUAAUGAUUUCCUAACUCUGCCAUCUUUCCCAGAGGCUUUGUUGUACAACCAGGAGACUGGGCAGUUUGAGAUAGUGAGUGAGGCGGCUGAGUGUGUCUCCAGAAGAAUCAGAUCAGUCUUACACCGCAGCAAAUCACAACUCCUUACCGGUGACCCCACAGUGCUGGCCAGAACCCCUCCAGUAGACAACCAUUACACUGUCUGUUGUCUGGACAGAGAGCAAGGAAUUCAGUGGAUCUUGAAGGAGAGAUUGCCCUUUUUCCUUCAAAGUGACUGCUACAGUGAAUACAGACUAGCCAAGUUGUUGUUUCAGAGGAACCCAAUCUUCCCAAUCCAGAGGUGGAAAGGCAGUUCAGGUCGAACCACCUUGUCAGCCCCACAACUGCAUUUUCCCUCCCAAUCUGACAAGGAAAAUAACAAGUUCCUAAAAGUCCUAACAUGCUCACAUUCUCAAGACAUUUCAGCUAAACAAGGGUCAGUGGGGUUGCACAAUGUUAGGAGUCUACACUCUGGCCAGAAGAAACAUAUCAUCACAGAAUGCAGGGAAUCAUCCAGAUGUUUCUCUGGCUGUUCUGAGCCAGAGAACCCAUGUACCUUUUCCUCUUUGUCCUCCUCAUGUUCCUUGUCUUUUAACCUUAUAAGUGAGAGAACCCAGGAACUUCAGACCUCACAACCAGACUUGAGCCUCUACUUCACUGAGCCAUCAGCUUGCCAGAAUUAUGAGUCUUCUGAAUUACAGCUGGAGAACCUGGCUGCCAAAGUUGUUAAACAGGUGCUUAACAAUGCACUGUGUGCGAUGGAUGCUCAGAGCCAGGCAAACACAUCUGACUGUUCCAGCAAAUCAGGAGACCAGACAAACUGUGCCAGCACAGACAGAUCCUGUGAAUGUAAAGUUUGCCAGCACUCGGCUGAUGGAGGCGAAGAAAGGUUGGGGGGAAAGAAAGAGAAAGUUCAAGAAGGCAAGAGGGGGAGUGGAGUUAAAGAAAAGACAGAGUGGUUUAAUAAGAAUAGGGAGGUGGGGAGCAGAGGCACAGACCAGGAAAAUAUCCUUGAUAUUUGUUGCCAUGGUACCUGUUGCCAUGACAAUAGACCAGGCCUGGAUGAGUUGAAGGACUUUUUGCAAGGAACGCCAGGAGAGAAACUUCUUAACCUCUGGAUGGAUAUAGAGAGACUGAAAACUACACAGAACAGACAGCGGAAGAACCGAAAUUUGGUCCUGAUGAGGAGCCGGUACCUGCUGAGCAGCAGCCAGAGCAGUCUCAAUGUGGAGCUGCUCUCCAGACUGGGACUGACUACCUCCCCCUGCUGGACAGAGGAGAAACUGCACUCAGUUCAGCCCUGCCUCACUGAGUCUCUGCUUUCCUACUGGGUUCCUCGGUUCUGGACGUCCCAGUAUGUUCAGGACGACCGUGAUGACUCCCCUCAUCUAGAGCUGUGGACAGAGUGCUGUGCUAUCCCUCUAUCAGACAUACAGCCCCACCAUGGUUCUAUGACUCUGCCUCCUCUCGGCCCUGACACAUGUCUGCCCCAGUCCACCCACGCUGUCCAUACACAGUUAUAUUUUAGCAGAAGUCAGUUACUGAGCAGCAGAAGAAUGGAAAAGAUGAUACUGGCUCUUUGUGUUGACUCGUAUGCCGGCUUAUACUUCACAAAAUUCUGUGAACAAUCUGGAAACCAGCUUUGGGAGAAUGCCGUUAACUUUUGGACUGACCUGCAGCACUACCAUGAGCUGUUCUAUCAGGAUGGACUGGACCCCUACAGAGUACAGAGAGAGGCACAGCUCCUUUACUCCACCUAUCUCUUCAGCUCUGCCAAGAGGACUAUCAGUGUUGAUGAAGACAUCAGAAGAGAGGUGUAUGACCAACUGAUGCCCGCUUUUGAGGAGCUGUUUGACAAGGUUGAGGAACACGUACUGAAUAUCCUGCUGGAGCCAUGGACACUGUUGGUCAGCAGGGACAAAGAGUCCUUCCAGAAGGUGCGUGUGCAGGAGGAGGUGCGCUGCAUCAACAGUCCGGAGUACAGGGAACUCCAAAGUCUGCACGAGGAAUCCGAGUGCCGACUGAAACAGGUGGAGCAGAGUGGUUCCAUGCUAUUUCGCUCUCCUAACACACCUUCAACUCCCUCCUCAAAGGGCCCUCAGGCAUCUGACUCUUGGUCCAGAGUGUCUCCAAAUUACCAAGGCUAUCGUCUAGGUUCCUUACUUCGUCACCGCCAUGAAAUUGGGCACUUUAUGUCUUUCCUAAAGAAUCAGGAUGCCAGUAUCCAUCUGACAUGCUGGCUGGAUCUGGAACAGUACAGAAGGACUUCUCAGAAGGAUGAGGCUGUCAGACAGGAGAGAUCGUCUCAUAUCGCAACCAAAUACCUCAACAGGAAGUACUUCUUUGGCUCUGACAGCCCCGCCACAACGGAGCAACAGAAUGAUAUACUGCGUCUGGCAGGUGGGCUGGAGCGUUUGAAGCUAGAAUGUCUCUCGAACCCCGUCGCUGUGGAGAUCCAGGACAUCAUCAGGAGUCACAUUGAGAAACAAUGGCUGCCUCUGUUCCUGUCCACAGCAGAGUUCACAGAGAGAGUGAAAGACAAACCAAAGCCCCAAGCAGCAGACAGGCUCGCACAGCACAUCUACCGUCGACGCAGAACGAGGAGAGAAGCCUGGAAGGCUGAGGGCCUGUGGAUGAGUUCCUCCAAAGAGAUCCUGUUGUUUCGACGGAUCCUUCUCAACCCCGUCACUUGUACGCAGUUCCAGCACUUUGUCUCUCUGAAGGGAGACUUCCUAGAAAAUGAUGUGCUCUUCUGGCUGGAGGUGCAGAGAUAUAAGGACCUCUGUCAUUCCCACAGCGAUGAGGCCACCAUCCAGCAGAAGAUCUCCACCAUCAUUAACUGUUUCAUCAACUCCUCCAUGCCCCCUGCCCUGCAGAUAGACAUCCCUCCUGAACAGGCCAAGCAUGUUCUGGAGAAACGCCAUGAGCUGGGCCCUUACAUCUUCAGAGAGGCACAGAUGUCAGUGUUCAGUGCUUUGCUGAAGUUUUGGCCUGAGUUUCAAGAGCUGAGCAGCAGCGUCCAAGAGGAGCAACUUCUUCCUUUGCUGCAAGAGAAACGAGUCAAACACAGAGCGAGAGUACGGAGACAGAGGAGGAAAGAGGAGGAAGAGGAAGAGGAGGAGGAGGAUGAGAGAAGAAGAGCUCAGGAAGAGCUGGAGAGACCAGAGUCAAGUUUUGGAGAGGAGGAAGAGAUGGAUGAUGAAGAUGAGGUAGAAGAAGAACAAGGGGGAAUAGGUGGAAAAAAACAGUGGAGGACACAGAGCAGAGUGCAGACUCCCACACAGCCGUUGUCGUGGUCCUACUCCAAGUAUGUGGCAGCUCUGAGGAGAGAGGAGUUGCUGUUGAGGAGACAAAGUCAGCUGGAAGCCUCGUUCUCCACAGCCUCAGACUCUGCCUCUGACCGCAGUGUCAAGUCAGCAGACAGUAAACACAGCCGCCAGCCGCUCUCACAUCGCUCCUCCAGAACGGACAGUAAACAGUGUAACAGAUAUAACAGGGGUGUGAGAGCCUGCAACAUGAAAUAAAACCAAAGUGCAAGAAGUGACUUCAUGCCGCACAGCUUUGACACAAACAGAUGAUGGUGCCUGACGCUGUUAUCGGAGCACGAUGAGUGAAAACUGAGAGCAGAGCUGCUACUGAUAUCCUGAUGCUGAGGUAGAGGUUUGAGGCUGGGUUUACACAUGAUG